Molecule: messenger RNA, 2768 nt
Organism: Rhodotorula graminis WP1
Lineage: Eukaryota; Fungi; Basidiomycota; Microbotryomycetes; Sporidiobolales; Sporidiobolaceae
Exons: 6
Source: RefSeq, a predicted model, not a curated record
AUGGCUCGCCACCACCGCUCGAAGCACAGCAGGGAGAAGCCGUUCCAGUGCGAGCACUGCGGGCACGCGUUCAGUCGCAGCGACCUUCUGCGGCGACACUACAAGACGUGCGCCCAGGCCAAGGCGGCGAGGGGCGAGGGCGAGGCCACCGCCGGCUCGUCGACUGGGUCGCCCGCCGUCGAGUCGCCGCCUGUCGCCUCGACGUCGGCCAUGUCGCUCGAUUUGCCUCCUCCGCCGUCGAACGAGGCGUUCACGAGACGGGCGAGCUACUCGUGGUACAACCAGGCGCCGCCGCCGCAGCAGCAGGAGGAGCCCGCCCUCCCCGUUCCGCCUGCUCGCUUCCUCGACCAUCACACCAACGCCAACGUGCCGCAGUACCCUUCCGCACCCCAACCCCCGCCGCUCUACGUCCCCCACCGCGCAUACUACCCUACGCCGUCGACCAUCUCCGACUCGCACACCCCGUCGUCCGCGUCGCCCUACUCGGUCCCGACGACCGCCUCGACCACCGCCACGACGCCCGACGUCAACAACGCCCAGCUCCCCAGCCCGCCUGCCCUGAGCGUCAUGGAUCGCGUCGCUGUGGCGACUGCGGCCGCGCAACCUCGUGCGCAAGAAGCGGCCCGAGCGCCGCCGCCGCCCGGCGCACCGCCGACCGCGCUGCCGGCCAUGCCCGUCCUCGCCGCCGCCGGCUCCUCCGCCGGGCAGUACCCGGGUUACCUCCAGCCGACGUCGGCGUUCAAGGAGGGCGUCGCGCAGCACGACACACUCGCGCCGGGCCUGUCGCGCACGGGCAGCUUCACCAAGGACGAGGUGCUCGCGUCCGAGGUCCUGCAGGACCUCAUGCGCACACCGUUCGGCGCACCGACGUCGACGCCGGCGAGCCCGGGCUACCCGUGGCACGGCGCCAAAGCGGCGCAGCGCGCCGACGAGCGGCCCGAGGCGGCCGCGUCGAACGAGGCCGUCGCGCUCGUCGACACGUCCAACAGCGACUGGGCGUUCGCGCCGUUCAGCUACGGCGGCGGUGUCGGCGGGACGGUCGGCGCGUACGGCGGGUACGCCGCCGGGCCCGUGUCGAACAAGCUCGAGGAGACGCCGGCGGCGCAACAGCUCGCCGAGUACUUCAACAAGGGCGGCGUCGGCGGCAUCACGGCGCUCGAUCUCGGGUUCCCGACCGAGCCGUCCAUCUUCCCCGACUGGCUCAUCAAUCCCAAGCCCGUCCACGUCGAGCCCGACAUGCAGCGCUGGUGGCUCCCCGAACAGAAGUUCUGCCUCGGCUACCUGUACCCGUGGCACGUGCCGCCCCUGCCCGUCCUGUCGGGCUACGCUCGCAAGGCGACCGAGGAGCUCUUGGCGGCCGUCCCGAUCCUGCACGGCCCGUCGGCCGUCAUGAACGAGCUGCCGACGCACAUGGCGUUCGCGCUCACCGUCGCCGGCGGCGCGUACGAGCCCGAGGGCCAGAGCUUCAGCAACGAGAUGCUCGUCGAGAAGCGCGUCUUCCUCGUUCGAGGCUUCCAGGAGCACGAGAAGAGCUGGGAGGACCGGUUCGCGUCGCUGCAGUCGCUCCUGCUGUACCAGCUCCUCGGCCUCUUCCACCGCGACGAGCAACAGCGCCUCUUGUCGCACUCGUUCCAUUCGGCCCUGAUCUACAUGUUGCGCGCGCUCGACCUGCCUGGCCUCGUCGCCCGCGCCUUGCCGGUCCGGCCCGUGCCCGGCAUGCACGGCGAGGUCCUCGAGAAGUGUUGGCGAGCUUGGCUCGAGAUCGAGACUCGCAGGCGGGUCUGCUUCAUCAUCUUCCUCGUCGACCUCGAGCACGCCGCCGCGACCAACUCGCCGCAGCUCCUGUCGCUCAGCGACCUCAACAUCGACCUGCCGGCGUCCGAGCGCGCGUGGAAGGCCGAGAACGCCGCCGAGUGGCUCGAGCGCAGCAGCUCGGCGCUGUACCCUCGCGCCAUCCCGUUCCUCGCCGCCGUGCGCGCCCUCCUGUCGCCGACGCCGCCCGAGCCGUUCUCGGCCGCAGGCGUCCUCCUCGCCGAGCUCGGCCGCCUGUCAUCGUUCCCGCUCCUCGUCCUGUCGCGCACCCUGUCGUACCUCGAGCGCAAGACGCAGGAGGCGCUCGAGCAGAUCGACCCGUUCAAGAACCUGCUCGGCGGCCUCGGCGUGUACGAGGGCCGCGAGAGCGAGAACCGCGCCGUCCUCGAGCGCAUUCGGCGAGGGCGCGAGAUCCUGCGCUCGCUUCCCGGCGGCAUUGCCCGCGGCGGCGGCGAGGGCUGGUGGAACGAGAUCAUCCCCUCGGCCAAGGACUUUGUGCCCGCCGAGACGGGCGUGCCGCGCUCGGCGAGCUCGCCGAAACGGAGCACGAGCAUGGCAUCGUCGGCGUCGUCGUCGUCUCGCGGUGCGUCGUCGUCGAGGUCGAGCCACUCGACCCUGCCGUCGCCGCCGACGCCAGCCCCGGGCUCGCUCGAAGAGCUCCUCGCCGAGUUCGACGAGCAGCCGUACACGCCCUAUGCCGGCGAAGGCGGCGCCAACCCAGGCGAGACGUACGAGCAGGCGCAGGAGCGCGCGCGCAAGCACGCCGAGCGACGCGUCAAGGACAUGCGGCAGAUGAUGCCCGAGGCGUUCGCGCUGCCUUGAGCCUCUCUUUCUUCCCUCCUCUCUCUACCCCCCUCUCCCUCUCUCUCCGUCAUUCACUCGCGUCUUCUAUCAGUGCCCGUUUGUCCGCCUCUGUAGCUCUCAUUCAGCUUGCCUUGCACGUGCCCUUUCUCUCA